AUGGUGACCCCCAGUCCUCCUAGGGCUGUAGAAGGUGACAGUAACCAGCCAGCCUGCCAGGAAAUCUGCUGCAGCUACUUGGGAUGCCUGAAGCUGAAGAAGGAGUACAUUGCCCAGUGUUUCCUGGCAGGGGGCAUGGGGGUGGAGGAGCUGAACAGUUCCCUCCUGAAUGCAGAGAGACUCAUUGUAUAUAAUCAACUGCUCAGGAUCUACCAGCAGAAGAUACUGCAGAUCUCCUCCCUGCCGAGUCAGCUGAGCCAGAAGUUUAGCUGGAUGUCUCAGCUGGCAAACCUCACCCAAAACAUAGGCCAAGGCCAUCUCCAGGUCUCCGCGGUACAUCUCCCAAAUUCUGUUCUCUCCAAGCCUUGUGACACUGAGGUGGUUGUGAAGCUCUUUAAUGCUGAUCCCAUCACUUUGAUUAUCCCAAAAGAAAUCUCCUGGAAUAAUCCUAAAUUUGUGGAGAUGGUGGCAAAUAAUCAAAAAUGGUGCUUUGGGGCUGCGGAAGCUCAGUUCCUCCUGAAGGAGCCCCAGGCUCCUGCAUGGCUGUGUGUGUCACCAGGUGACCAGGCCCUGCCUCUAGACCCUCCGCGUAACCACCCAGCUGCUUCUGCCUUCUGCCUUCUGCACUCAAUCACUUGCAUUUGCUGCUAG
This is a messenger RNA of Choloepus didactylus (southern two-toed sloth), 651 nucleotides long. RefSeq names its product clusterin (gene CLU). The record is from RefSeq and is a predicted model, not a curated record. Lineage: Eukaryota; Metazoa; Chordata; Mammalia; Pilosa; Megalonychidae.